AUGGUCAGACAACCCAAUCCCGACACGCCAGUGUGUGUGACACCGGGCUGCAAGAGACGUGUCAAGGUUUACCCCCGAGGCAGGACACAACCCACCAAGUGCCCGAUGUGCUUGUACGGCCAGUGCACGUCGCCCGGCUGUACCAACCCGGCCGCUUCGUUCAAGACCAAGGUCUGCCUCACGUGCGCCAAGAAACGCAAGAAGCAAGAGGAGAAGCAAGUCGACAAGCAGGAGGAGAAACCCAAGAUGCGCGGCAAGACGAAAGGUACGCUGAAGAGACAUAGAAACAAACACACAGACUGAAACACACGCACAUUGCUUUGCUUUGCGUUGCCUUGCCUGGACGCGUGUGUGUCUCCAGUUCAGGCGUUCGUGGACGAGUACCCCUCCGUGUGUCAGGAGAAGUGCGAUGAGAUGGGCAUCGUCGCAAGCUACGACAACAUGCUCAAAGCCGCCCGUAAGUUCACAAAAGGCCAGGUUGCUGUCACUCGCUCGUCUUGAUUCAUGAGGACAGCAAUGUGUCACUCAUUCCUGGUGUCAGGUGCGUUGUUGAAGGGCGAUCACACCGACGAGGGCGAUGAGAGGGCCAUGGCCGCCGGCCGCAAGGUCAGUGAAAUCUGACGUCUGUCUAGUGGGAAGCACAGCGCUUACCGAUGUGUCUCUCAGGCCGCACUGUCCAAGAUCACCAACGAACGAGAGAAGCAGGCCUACCGUGCCGCCAAUCCCGACAAGGUGCUCAUGUAUCACAACAACAGCGUCCACCACAAUGCACUCAAACGCAAGCAAGAAAUCGCCAACAAGAAGGUGGGCGCACACAAACACAGGGAUGGGCGCCAAACACUCAGGUUGCCUGUAUGUAUGUGUGUGUGUGUGUGUGUCCGUCAGGUGUCUGAGUCGUCGCUCGAGGUGGAUGGACUGGAGAUCGUCGAGACGGGCGGCAAGAAUGAGAAGGCCGGCGUCAAGAAACUCAAGUCGACGCACAAUGAGGCAGAGGUUUGCCGGGGCAGGGAUGAAAACACCAUUUCUAUAUGGUUCGCUUUCUCAUAUUUAUAUAUGUGUGUCAGUUGACAUGA
Vitrella brassicaformis is the source of this 1073-nucleotide messenger RNA. NCBI's taxonomy places the organism in Eukaryota, Vitrellaceae. The record is from the annotation of a GenBank genome assembly.